Messenger RNA from Pomacea canaliculata, 827 nucleotides. RefSeq lists its product as uncharacterized. Bases 52 to 486 code for a protein of 144 amino acids. The transcript has 3 exons. NCBI's taxonomy places the organism in Eukaryota, Metazoa, Mollusca, Gastropoda, Architaenioglossa, Ampullariidae. The record is from RefSeq and is a predicted model, not a curated record.
CUCCCCAAGCAAGGUGGCUGUCAGGGGAACUCAUCCAAUUGGCGGGUUGCGAUGUCGAAGCGCAGAAACGUUCAGUUUGUUCGAGAUGAGCCUUCAUUUAUUCGUCAGUUUAAGGAAAAGAUCGGCUAUAAGGAGGGUCCAACUGUAGAUACAAAGAGACAGAAGCUAGAAUUUAAUAACAGUGAUGAUGAUGACAGCCCAGAAAAAGAGGAUGAAAAACCUGUAGUUGUGGUGCUGCAGUCUGGAGACUUAACAGCUGAAGAAGUAGAAAAAUUACAAAAGAUACAAGAAGAUGAGGAAGCCAUUAGUGAUAAAAAAAUCAAGUUUAAAAAGCCUGUUAGGAAGGGAGAUAAUGCAGAAGAAGCUGAAAGUGUGGAGAAGACCAAAGAGACUCAGGGAAAAGGGAAACAAAAAAAGGAGAAGAAAAAGAAAGAUAAACCAAAGUCAAACCUGUUGUCAUUUGGUGCUGAGGAAGAAGAUGGUUGAUUUCUUAACAUGCUAUGGAUUUGGUUGGUUGUUGUAGCAAGGAGUUGGAGGGGAGUGUGUGUUUAUGUAUACAUGGUGUGCUUGUUUCUGAAAGUGCUUUUGUGGGAUUGUAUUUUUUAAAAUUACUAUUUAAUUUUUAUGGGGGGAGGGGAGAGGAGGGUUGUUCACAUGACAGUGACAGUUCAUAAUAAAAAAUUGUUGGCUGCCAUCAGGAUUCUUUCUCUUUUGCUUGAUUGUUACAGCAAAAUAUUAAAUGGUCAGUGCCAUGAUGGAACUUGAUGGUACAUAAUAAAAUAAAAAAAUGUAACUGACCUUUCAUAAUAAAUGUUAUGUACAUGAAA